ACCACCGCCGCCUCGGCGCUGAGCGCCCUCGCCUUCUGCCGCGGCCGGCACGACGCCGUGCACGCGUGGUCGACGUCGACGAGCCUGCCGUUGGAAGCGCCGCCGACGCAGGGCGCUCGUGUCUCCGUCGACUUCGACGGCGCGCUCCAGGUCCCUGCCCCGCGAGGAGAGGCAGCUGUGGAGGUGAGGAGUGGUAGUGCACCGGCGGGCGGAAAGCGUGGGCUCAUGGCCGCCGUCGAGGACGCCGCGCCGCCUUCGUCGGGCACGGCGCAACGGCGGGUGUCUUUUGAUGCGUCCUCUCCGCCGCCGCCUCCUACGCCGGAGGUAGUGGUGCAGGAUUUGGCUGGCUUUGACCAGUCAAUCAUGUCCGGCCUCCGGUACAUCGUGGUGCAGCCUUCGCCGUCGCACCCGGCGGUUCUCUUCCCGGAGGCGAGCGAGGAGGCGUUCGAAGACAUGGGCACCCCGGCUGCUCGCGACAUCCCGGAGGUGACAGGCUUCGUUCGGGCGCGCGUCGACGAGUUCCACGAGAAGAUAGAGAAGAAGAAGGCGGAGGCGGCCAAGGAAGAGGCCCUCGUCGGCGUCGAGGACGACGACCACGACCACGACGUCGCGCCGCCGCCGCGGCGGCGUCAUCCGGCGCGCGCAAAGACCGUGGUGGUGUACUUCACCAGCCUCCGCGGCGUCCGCCGGACGUUCGAGGACGGCCGCGCCGUGCGCGCCAUCCUGCGCUGCCACCGCGUGCGCGUCGACGAGCGCGACGUGUCCAUGCACGCCGCCUUCAGGGCGGAGCUCGGCGACCUCCUCGGCGGCGGCGGCGGCGGCCCGCCGCUCCCGCGCGUGUUCGUCGACGGCCGCCACGACCUCGGCGGCGCCGACGACGUGCGCGCGCUCCACGAGGCCGGCGAGCUCGCCCGCGCGCUGGCCGGGUGCGAGCAGGCCAGGGCCGCCGCCGGCGCGCCGUGCGCCGCGUGCGGCGACGCGCGGUUCCUGCUCUGCGAGGCGUGCCACGGGAGCUGCAAGAUAUUCGCCGGCGACGAGGGGAGCCUCGCCGUCGCCGGCGUGUUCCGGCGUUGCCCCGACUGCAACGAGAACGGCCUCAUCCGGUGCCCGGUCUGCUGCUACUGA
Oryza brachyantha (malo sina) is the source of this 1125-nucleotide messenger RNA. RefSeq lists its product as uncharacterized. The record is from RefSeq and is a predicted model, not a curated record. Lineage: Eukaryota; Viridiplantae; Streptophyta; Magnoliopsida; Poales; Poaceae. The transcript has a single exon. The annotation marks the transcript as partial.